Messenger RNA from Chinchilla lanigera (long-tailed chinchilla), 676 nucleotides. RefSeq names its product signal recognition particle 9kDa (gene Srp9). The transcript has 3 exons. Gene Ontology annotation, cellular component: signal recognition particle, endoplasmic reticulum targeting. NCBI's taxonomy places the organism in Eukaryota, Metazoa, Chordata, Mammalia, Rodentia, Chinchillidae. Gene Ontology annotation, molecular function: 7S RNA binding. Bases 82 to 342 code for a protein of 86 amino acids. The record is from RefSeq and is a predicted model, not a curated record. Gene Ontology annotation, biological process: negative regulation of translational elongation; SRP-dependent cotranslational protein targeting to membrane.
UGUUGUUACGAGGAGCACCGCCUUCUCUGGGCGGUUGCGGCGGCUGGUGGACUGGCACCCUGAGUCCGACUCCGGGCCAAAAUGCCGCAGUACCAGACCUGGGAGGAGUUCAGUCGCGCGGCAGAGAAGCUGUACCUCGCAGACCCGAUGAAGGCACGAGUGGUUCUCAAAUAUAGGCACGCUAAUGGGAAUUUGUGUAUUAAAGUAACAGAUGAUUUAGUUUGUUUGGUGUACAGAACAGAUCAAGCUCAAGAUGUGAAGAAGAUUGAGAAGUUCCACAGUCAGCUGAUGCGACUUAUGGUAGCCAAGGAGUCCCGCAAUGUUACCAUGGAAACAGACUGACAGUUUGAAAUGAUUGAAAUGAAGAUUCUGUUUGUAGGAAGUAAAUACCUUUUGAAAUUGAUAAAAUAUUGGAACAGAAAAUACUUUAUGUAACUAAGUGGGCUAUUCAAAAGUCAAGAGAUCAUUUUUUGUAUUUUCUUUUUAAUGUUUAUCUUAGAGCUGUAGGAAUAUAAAUGCUUUCAGUUAGAGAACCAUUAUUUUUUGGAAAUUGAACAAGAAAUGUCUCUAUCUUAGAAACUUUUUGCAGAAGCUAUUUGAUGUUAGGCAGAAUGUAUAAUUAUUUCUGUGGUGAAUCUGUAUCAGUAAUUUUAAAAUACAAUACCAAGAAAAGCCA